This is a messenger RNA of Arachis duranensis, 1566 nucleotides long. RefSeq names its product protein RICE SALT SENSITIVE 3. Lineage: Eukaryota; Viridiplantae; Streptophyta; Magnoliopsida; Fabales; Fabaceae. The record is from RefSeq and is a predicted model, not a curated record. The coding region runs from base 159 to 1283 and encodes 374 amino acids. The transcript has 8 exons.
CCUCCCUUCAUGAAUAAAUAAAUGUGAGAUUUUUUCACUUUUCCAUGUUGGUGGGCUAAGCUUAUUAUAUAAAGAAGAUGUAUGUAUGUAGUAGUUCCCCCCAUUACUACUACUACUAUUGAUUAAGAGAUUUGAUUUGAUUUGAUUUAAUUUGAUAUAUGAUGGAAGAACAUCUAACUCCAUUGGCGGUUACACAUCUUCUUCAACACACUCUUAGAAGCUUGUGCAUCCAUGACAAUUCUCAGUGGGUCUAUGCUGUUUUCUGGAGGAUCCUCCCCAGAAACUACCCUCCACCAAAGUGGGAGGGUCAAGGGGCUUAUGAUAGAUCAAGAGGAAACAGAAGGAACUGGAUAUUGGUGUGGGAAGAUGGAUUCUGCAACUUUGCAGCGUCAGCAGCAGCACCUGAAAUAAACUCUGGCCUGCAACCAGAGCUGUUCUUCAAGAUGUCACAUGAGAUCUAUAACUAUGGUGAAGGGUUGAUAGGGAAAGUUGCUGCAGAUCACAGUCACAAAUGGAUAUACAAAGAGCCUAAUGAACAAGAAAUCAACUUCUUGUCAGCGUGGCAUAAUUCAGCUGAUUCACAUCCUAGGACUUGGGAAGCACAGUUCCAAUCUGGAAUAAAGACCAUAGCUCUGAUUGCUGUAAGAGAAGGUGUUGUUCAAUUGGGAGCAGUUCACAAGGUGAUUGAGGACUUGAGCUAUGUGGUUCUACUGAGGAAGAAAUUCAGCUACAUAGAAAGCAUACCAGGAGUUCUUCUACCACACCCUUCAUCUUCUGCAUACCCUUACAAAGUUGAAGGAGUAGUUGGAUAUGGUAACAUCCCAGAACAUGUUAAUCAUCAUCAUCAUCAUUGGCAUCAUCAUUUCCAAGGAACAGUUAUCCCUCCACCAACACCACCAACAACAGCUGAACUCUUCUAUGAUCAUCAUUUCAACAAUGGCAACAGCACCAUGGCAUUGAAGAUUACCCCAUCAAUGAGUAGCCUUGAGGCACUUCUUUCUAAGCUUCCUUCAGUGGUUCCCCCACAAUCACAACAAGAACAAAGGGCGUUGGAGUUGAUGGGGAUUCAGAAAGUUGUAGCAAAAGAGGAGCUUGAUAAUGAUGAAGUUUAUAGGCCUGAGCUUGAUGUUGGUGAGAGUAGCAGUUCCAUGCAUCAAGCCUAUCAUCAUCAUCAUCAUCAACAACAACACCAUUUCCAUCAUCAUAAUAAUAACAAUAAUAAUAAUAAUAAUAAUAAUAAUAAUGUAACUAGUAGUGGAGCCAAUAAUAAUAAUGCAUUCUGAUAUAAUAUAUAUGGUGAUGAGUGUUAUUAGCUAGUGGAAUAUGAAAAAUACUAGUCCUAACCUAUAAUAUAAUGUAGUGAGAGUAUGAUAUAUGAUGAUGAGUUUUUAAUUAAUUAGCUCAAGUGUUACUAGGUUUUGUUAUUGUUGAUGAUGAUGGUAAUAAUAAUAAUAAUAAAAUAAUGAUUAUUAGAUUACUGAGUGUUCUAGAUGCUUCUACAUUAAUAUGUAUAUGAUUGAAGUACUAAUAAGAAACUCUCAUUUCAUUUCAUUUUUCAUGCAUGCG